Mycetomoellerius zeteki is the source of this 1282-nucleotide messenger RNA. RefSeq lists its product as uncharacterized. The coding region runs from base 1 to 1071 and encodes 356 amino acids. The transcript has 6 exons. The record is from RefSeq and is a predicted model, not a curated record. Lineage: Eukaryota; Metazoa; Arthropoda; Insecta; Hymenoptera; Formicidae.
AUGGUGGGGCAGGCGCCACCGAAGAUGGCGGGCGACAGGGGCGCCGCGCGAUCCGCGUGCCUUGCCGACGGCAGUGGCGCCAAAAUUCUUUUUUGUCACUUUGAAUUCUGUUGUCAGAGCGCGUGCAGAGCACGACUACAAAGUUAUUCCCAUCCGGACGAGACCUUAGGGGGCAUAAUUACAUUUGUGCCUAAGAAAGCAGCUAUAUCACCAAAUCGUUCUAAGUAUCUGCGUUCGUCGCUGCUAGAAUAUUCUAUUACUGACACCCAUGAGGUUCACUCAAGGUUACAGUCUGAUGCGGGUUUUUUGUCGCAAUAUUUGGACGAUAACACAACUGCUCCAAUUUUGAAUUCUAUUGUAGAUGAUACUACUAACAAUACAAAUACUGGAUCUGAAAUAAAGAAUUUUUCGUGGACUCAGCGAUCAACAAAAUUGCUUUUGAACAGUUAUUUGGAACGUAAAGAUCGUUUUCGCGAUCCUAAAGUUAAAAAAAAGGUUUUGUGGACCGAAAUUCUUCUAAUUAUGAAGGAAAAUGGUUAUAGUGACUUAAAUGAAGAUCUCCUUGAUAGAAAGAUGCGUAACAUGAAAAAAUCUUAUAAGAAUAUAAAGGAUAAUAAUAAUAAAAAAACUAGCACUGGCCGAGGACGAAUUUCAUGGGAGUACUUCGAUACUUUUGAAGACAUAUUUGCCAAUGACAUGACAAUAAACUACAGUUCAACACUUUCUUCGAUGCAAGGAAAUAAUGAAAUAACCGCAAAUGAAUCUUCUCAAGAUGAUAAUGAACUAAUUGAUCAAAGUCCACUUAGCUGCCCCUCGACAAGAAGUUCCUCUGCAAGUCCUUGUGCUAGUGUAACGCAAAUAUCUGAACCGUUGAGAAAAGCUCGAAUGAGUACGCUACAUAAACUACGACAAAAACAAAUUUCCAUCGAAGAAAAACGCCUCGACACCAUGUUACAACUCAAGUCGUCCAUAGAUCGAAGUAAUCAAAUCCAAGAAGAGAGAAACAAGUUGAUAGAACAAUUCUUACUUUUGAGGAGCAAUCAACAUGAUGAAGGAAAAAAGAAUACAUAAAUGCUACAAGUUUAUAUUUUCAAUAUAGUUCUUGUUAGAAUUAACAUUCAAAAGAUACAUUUAGUUUUUUCAAUAAACAAUUUUCUUUGCUGUUACUUAAUAUACCGUAUUAUCUUGCCUGAAAACGCCCAUUAGUUUUGCGUCAAAUGAAUUCUUAAUAUAAUAUACAGUAUUGUAAUAAAAUAAAUUGAGUUAAUAUGUGAACAUACAA